Molecule: messenger RNA, 1207 nt
Organism: Acyrthosiphon pisum (pea aphid)
Lineage: Eukaryota; Metazoa; Arthropoda; Insecta; Hemiptera; Aphididae
Product: dynein light chain 1, cytoplasmic
Biological process (GO): microtubule-based process
Cellular component (GO): cytoplasmic dynein complex
Molecular function (GO): dynein intermediate chain binding
Source: RefSeq, a predicted model, not a curated record
GACAUUGCUGCAUAUAUAAAGAAAGAAUUUGACAAAAAAUAUAAUCCGACUUGGCAUUGCAUUGUUGGCCGCAAUUUUGGAAGUUAUGUUACACAUGAAACGAGGCACUUCAUAUACUUCUAUCUGGGCCAGGUGGCCAUACUGCUAUUCAAGAGCGGUUAAAUUUUAAAUUGACUAUUGCACAUGUCCCCUUCCAAUAUGCAAAAAUUAAUUAAAAAAUAAAACAAAUAUUUCACCAUCUACUCUUACAAAAAUAAAUAUUUUUAUGAGCAUUAGCCACUCGUUUUAUUUUUUUUUUAAAUUUUUGAUUACCAAAAUUAUACAAUAUUUAUAACAUUCCCCGUGCAUUUUUUAAAAUUAUUAUUUAUAAGAGUUAAAUGACGAUAUCUAUUGGAAGGGCUUGACAAUUUUUCUCAUUACUAACUAUUUUUAUUAUUAUUUUUUUUUCUAAACUAAAAUGUGCGAGUAGCUUUUAAUAUAUAUUAUAUAUAUAUAUGAGUGUGCCAUCAUCAACAAUGGCUUAUACUCUUUUUAUUCCCCUCGCCGUUUUUAACUCCCUUCUUAACAGGCUACUCUCAUUCUUGCAUUACUAUUUUAUUAAAAAUAUGUUAACUACACAGUAAACAAAUAUUUUAUUAGUACUUUCAUGUCCUUAACUAUAUUACUAUUGUAAUUAUUUCUAGUCCAUAAAAAACAAAUAUGUUAAUGAAAUUUGGGACUGUAUUGUGUAUAAUUUAAAUAGUUACUUAGAUUAUGUUGGGUUGCAUGUAUGUUCAUAAUAUUAAGAAAACUUUUGUAACCAGAUAAACAGUUUUUAAAAUUUCUUGUAAAUUAUAUGCAGUCCAACAUUACAAUGAUAAUAAUAUAACAUUAUUUUCAAUGGAAUGAGAACACGUCACCGACAUAGAUAACAGUUAAAAGUGGAUUAUGUUGUUAUUGUUUACUUAUGUAUAAUUUUUUUUUUUAUUAAUAUGUUUAUGAUACUUAUAGAUCUUUGAUAGAUUUUUUUUUAAAUAAUUGGUUUAUUUAUUAUUAUUUUUUUUUUUUUUUGCAACAUAGAUAUAUGAAAAUUAUUUUGUGUUCUUUGACUGGUGUAAACAAGAAUGUUUCAAGUAGCGUCUUAACAUUGAUGAUUAAAAAAUUCUAAAAUAAAAUUUUAAAUUAACAGUUCUAUAUUCUCACUUAAUUAUAGUAUAAUAAUUAAUUA